Messenger RNA from Crotalus tigris (Tiger rattlesnake), 3986 nucleotides. Its product is annotated as beta-klotho-like. Lineage: Eukaryota; Metazoa; Chordata; Lepidosauria; Squamata; Viperidae. Gene Ontology annotation, biological process: carbohydrate metabolic process; fibroblast growth factor receptor signaling pathway. The record is from RefSeq and is a predicted model, not a curated record. Gene Ontology annotation, molecular function: hydrolase activity, hydrolyzing O-glycosyl compounds; fibroblast growth factor binding; fibroblast growth factor receptor binding.
UUUUUAAUGUUAUACAUCGUCCAGAUUCUUCAUGAGUCAGGCAGCUUUAUGUAUAUGUUUAUUAGAUUUUUAAUCCCACUUUUAUUACUUUAUAAGUAACUCAAAGUGAUGAACACGCACAAUCCUCCUUCCUCUCCUAUUUUCUCCAUAACGACAACCCAGUGAGGUGGGUCAGGCUAAGAAUAAGUGACUGGUCCAAAGACACCCAACUGGUUUUCAUGGCUAAGGCAGGAAGAGAACUCACAUAAGCUAGCACUUUAGCCACCACACAAUACUGGCUCUGAGCAGGGGGUUGGACUAGAUGACCUCCAAGGUCCCUUCCAACUUUACUACUAUUACUAUCAUAACUUUGACAAAUAAAUAAAUGUAUAUUCCGAAAAACAAUAACAUCACUUACAAAUCAGAGAAAACAAUCAAGGAUUUGUCCGAUGUCAGAUUUAAAAGAAUAUAUUUUUCUGCCUCAUCUGAAGAUGGGGGGGGGAGAGAUGAGGAUCGGCUUGUUUUGGAGUGCACGCAUACAUUCAAUUACAGCAUCCAGAGGAUACCAAAACCCAUCUGCUUUUGUGUAAUUGUUGCCAAGGCCACAAACAUUUCCAACAUCCAGAGAUACGAACAGCUGCUGACAAAAACGCGUACAUUGUGAACCUCGAGGGCUUAAGAGGGGAUUUUUUUUUGUUUGUGUGUGUCCUUCUUGUUGUUGUCAUCCGUUGCAGCUUUUGCCCUUGCAGCUGCCUUUUUCUCUGGCUGCGCGUAGGUUCAAAAGUGGCAUUUGAUUCCUUACUUGAGGCCAUGGUGUCUCAAACACAAUUAUUUUCUAUUCCCUUUAAAUAUAAUCAAAUCAAGAGUUAGCAUCUUCUGACAGCCGACAAGCUCUGAUUCACAGCUUCAGAAGCAGCUAUAAAUUGGGAUGCGUUCAGGGUUAGAUACCCCGACGGCCGUUCCCCAGUGGACAGAAGAAGCAGAGUGAACAGAGAUGAUUGCCUUGCCUCUACACCACCGAUCCUAAGUCCUGUAAUUCAAGCUAAUUAUUAACAGGGCUUCUGGAAUCACAAGAUUUUUUUUUUUUUUAAACUGAAGCUUUGAUAAGACGCUCCAGGGAUCAGGAGGCGAAGGAGACAAGCUAUGCAGCCAGGAAUCCAGGGAUCAAUUUUUGGCAGCCUCUAAACAAGAAAUGUGACUUUUAGCAUCUGCUCCACAGGUAUACAAUGGCUGGCUGGCAUCUGAAGGGUCCUGCGGGUCUAUGGGUUUUCUUUUUCAUGCGGUCCGUGGCUGGAUUUCACCGGAGUGGAAUUUCUGUCUGGGACAAGGAUCCCCAUUUAAGUCCCGUGAAUGAAACUCAGCUGUUCCUGCGCGACACGUUCCCUCCCAAUUUCCUGUGGGGAGUGGGAACCAGUGCCUUUCAGGUGGAGGGGGGUCAGCAGGAGGAUGGGAAAGGUGCUUCAAUCUGGGAACACUUCCUCCAUUCCCACUUCAGAGAUGCCUACAGGACGGAGGGCUGGAGCGACAGCUACACCUUUCUGGAAAAAGAUUUAACCGCCCUGAGUUUUCUGAGGGUCUCUUCCUACCACUUUUCCCUUUCCUGGCCCAGACUCUUUCCUACUGGCACGGUGACAGCCGUCAAUCAGAAAGGACUCAGCUACUACAACCGUCUGCUGGAUGCUCUCGUCCAGAGAGGCAUUGAGCCCGUCGUCACCCUGUACCACUGGGACUUGCCGUGGGAACUGCAGGAGAGAUACGGAGGCUGGGAAAACGACUCCCUGGUUGACCUUUUCAACGACUACGCCACUUUUUGCUUCCGAGCCUUUGGAGAUCGCGUGAGGUACUGGAUCACAAUACACAACCCUUACCUCGUCGCUUGGCACGGAUACGGCACAGGGCUCCAUGCCCCCGGAGAGAGGCGCAAAGGCGCUGCCUACGUGGUGGGACAUAACCUGAUCAAGGCUCAUGCAACAGUCUGGCACAAUUACGACCGACAUUUUCGACCCCAGCAGAGAGGUUUUUUAUCGAUCACGUUGGGAUCUCACUGGGUUGAGCCGAGCAAACUCAAUAACGAAUCCGACAUUGAAAAGUGUCAGCUGUCCAUGCAGAAAGUCCUCGGCUGGUUUGCAAAGCCGAUACACGGAGACGGCGAUUACCCCGAAGAGCUGAAGAGGGAACUUCCCGCUCUGCUCCCAAAAGCCACGCCGACCGAAAGGAAAUAUUUUCAAGGGACGGCCGAUUUCUUUGCAUUUUCCUUCGGGCCAGAUAACUUUAAACCUCCGGGCAAGGUGCCCAAAAUGGGGCAAACUUUCUCCCUCGACUUGAGGGGAGUUUUGAACUGGAUUAAAGCGGAAUACAACCCUCCCAGGGUCCUGAUUGCGGAAAAUGGCUGGUUCACCAACAAAGAUGUAAAAACAGAAGAUACGACGGCGAUUUACACAAUGAAGACCUUUGUUAAUAAGGUUUUGCAAGCUAUUAAAUACGAUCAGAUUGAGGUGUUCGGCUACGUGUCUUGGUCUCUCCUGGAUGGAUUCGAAUGGCAACAGAUGUUCAACAACCGGCGAGGAUUGUUUUACGUAGACUUUAAUAGUAAAGAGAAGGAUCGGAUCCCCAAGUCAUCUGCCUUUUAUUAUAAGCAAAUUAUUCAGGAGAACGGCUUUCCUGCGGAAGAAUCGACCCGGAGUUUGCAAGGCCAAUUUCCUCCGGAGUUUUGCUGGGGCAUCACCGAAUCAGUUAUCAAGGCAGAAUCCUUAGCUUCUUCUCCUCAGUUCUGUGACCCUAACCUGUAUCUCUGGAACGUCUCCGGCGACGGAAAAUUCUACCAGGUGAAGGGAGUGAGAUUGAAAACCCGGCCAGUUCAAUGCACGGACUUCACCAGCCUUAAAACACAUCUUCAACUGCUCUCGCGAAUGAAGGUCACUCAUUAUAGAUUCGCCUUCAAUUGGUCGCUGCUCCUCCCCAGCGGCGAUCCCUUGUCCCUUAACCGCCAAGUCCUUCGGUAUUACCGAUGUCUGAUUAGCGAGACGCUCAAGCUCAACGUGAAGCCCGUGGUCACCUUGUACUAUCCGACCCACCAGUCACUAAGCCUGCCGGGUCCUUUCCUUCAACACGGUGGUUGGUUGAAUCAAUCCACCGUCCGGGCAUUUACAACUUACGCCGAAAAGUGCUUCCAGGAAUUUGGAGACCUGGUUAAAUUCUGGAUCACCAUCAACGAGCCAAAUCGGUUCGGUGAGGUUUACAACGGCAGCAGCAAUGACACGUACCGGGCAGCUCACAACUUGCUGAUGGCGCACGCCAUGGCUUGGCAGGUCUACGAUAAACGGUAUCGGUCUUCCCAGCGGGGUCAGGUGUCCCUGUCUCUGCACUGCGAUUGGGCGGAACCUGCCAACCCUUAUCUCGAUAGCCACUUGGAAGCGGCCGAGAGGUUCCUCCAGUUUGAAGUGGCCUGGUUUUUAGACCCUCUGCUGAAAACGGGGGAUUAUCCCCCAGCCGUGAGGAAAUAUCUCGGUUACAAAAAAGGCCAAGGCCUCUCCAGUUCCUUUUUGCCGUUUUUCAAGGGAGAGAAGCAGCUGGUUCGAGGGGCUGCCGAUUUUAUCGCCGUGAAUCACUUCACCACGAGAUUUGUGGCCCACGAGUCGAAGAACGGGAGCCGGUAUGAAUUCGACCAGGACAUUCAACUCGUGCAAGAUUUCACCUACCUCAGUUCCCCCCUUCGCUCCGCCGUGGUGCCUUGGGGGUUACGCAAAGCCCUGAACUGGAUCCGUCGGCGUUACGGCGACAUGGACAUUUAUCUCACCGCCAGUGGGAUCGAGGAUCCGUCGAACGACAACGACGAGCUCCGAAAAUACUACAUCGGGAAGUACGUGCAGGAAGCGUUUAAAGCUUACCACGUCGACAAAGUCAACCUCCAAAGAUACUUUGGGUUUAUUAAGCCACGACGAAGGCGCCAAACCCCAAAAUUGGAUUCUACUGCCGAAUUCCAGGACAAAGCUUCCGUCCAAUUCUAA